AGUUCAGUUGUAUUGCCGUAGACCAUCGAUGACCAACAUGCUGCGACUUCUUUGUGUACUGGCCUUGACCACAUGUGCUACAGCACAGUUCUUCAGUCACCUUGGGGACCACGAACACUCGGAACUAGGCUCCUUCAGCUUCUUCUAUGACCCGAAAUCACACUACAUCGUAGGAAGAACCACACACAACUGCUACUUCAUGAGUCUCGGCGCUAACGAACAGCACGAUGUCCAUACCAACACGGGACUGGAAACCUCAGAGCUGAAGAUGAUUCAAAUGAUUGGAGGUGGGGAAACAGAAAUGACAACAGAUCAGAUUAUACAGCAUAGUCACGUGAUUGACUACAUGUGCCGCCAUCAUAAAAUGUACAUGGUCGGUGAAGUAUCUACGCAGUCCCCUGUCAUGGUUACUACACCGUUGGUUUAAGAAAAUUUCAAGUUUUGCACGCGGACAUAGUUGAACCACCCGGAUGUUAAUUCGUGUAAACAGGCAAUAAAAUUGUAUUUGGAAACAAUAU
Mizuhopecten yessoensis (Yesso scallop) is the source of this 518-nucleotide messenger RNA. RefSeq lists its product as uncharacterized. The record is from RefSeq and is a predicted model, not a curated record. The coding region runs from base 29 to 427 and encodes 132 amino acids. The transcript is spliced from 5 exons. Lineage: Eukaryota; Metazoa; Mollusca; Bivalvia; Pectinida; Pectinidae.